This is a messenger RNA of Rotaria sp. Silwood1, 1044 nucleotides long. Lineage: Eukaryota; Metazoa; Rotifera; Eurotatoria; Philodinida; Philodinidae. The record is from the annotation of a GenBank genome assembly.
AUGGGUACAAGUAAUAGUGUUAAACGAAGUCCAACAGAUAUUCAUACAUUUCUUGAAAAAGAAAAAGAAAAAUUUAUUGAAAAAAUUGAAAAUCCUAUUCGACAAAAUGGUAGUAUAGAUGAUUUUGAACUUAUGCGUACAAUUGGUACUGGAUCAUUUGGUCGAGUAAUUUUGGUAAAACAUCGAACUGAUUCUGUCAAUGAAAAAUUAGCUUUAAAAAUUCUUGAUAAACAAGUUAUUGUUAAAAUGAAACAAAUUGAUCAUACAUUAGCAGAGAAAAAAAUUCUUCAAGCAUUAUCAUCACCAUUUAUUGUUAAAUUAUUAUAUACAUUUAAAGAUAAUUCUUAUUUAUAUUUGGCUCUUGAAUAUGCACCUGGAGGAGAACUUUUUACACAUUUACGUGCUAUUGGACGUUAUACAGAAGAUAUGGCAAGAUUUUAUUCUUCACAAAUUAUACUUGCUUUUGAAUAUCUUCAUCAUUUAGGCGUUAUUUAUAGAGAUCUCAAACCAGAAAAUUUACUUUUUGCAUCUGAUGGUUAUUUGAAAAUGACAGAUUUUGGUUUUGCAAAACGUGUGAAAGAUCGUACAUGGACAUUAUGCGGAACACCCGAAUAUCUUGCACCAGAAAUAAUUCUUAGUCGUGGUUAUAAUAAAGGUGUUGAUUAUUGGGCAUUAGGUGUACUAAUGUAUGAAAUGACAGCUGGUUAUCCGCCAUUUUUUGCUGAUCAACCAAUACAAAUUUAUGAAAAAAUUGUUUCUGGUCGUGUUCGUUUUCCAAAUCAUUUUUCAGUUGAACUUAAAGAUUUACUUAAAAAUUUACUUCAAGUUGAUUUAACACGUCGUUUUGGUAAUUUAAAAUCUGGUGUUAAAGAUAUUAAAGAACAUCGAUGGUAUAAAGAUAUAGAUUUCAUAGCUAUUUAUGAAAAAACUGUUCAAGCACCAUUUAUACCAAGAACUGAUAAAGAAAAUUAUGAAACAUAUGAUGAACAACCAUUAACAGUAAGCACAACUGAACGAUUUCCAAGAGAAUUUCUUGAUUUCUAG